Xiphophorus hellerii (green swordtail) is the source of this 712-nucleotide messenger RNA. It is a transcript of the gene ecrg4a, whose product is annotated as ECRG4 augurin precursor a. The record is from RefSeq and is a predicted model, not a curated record. Bases 26 to 499 code for a protein of 157 amino acids. Gene Ontology annotation, biological process: cellular senescence; central nervous system development; G1 to G0 transition. Lineage: Eukaryota; Metazoa; Chordata; Actinopteri; Cyprinodontiformes; Poeciliidae. The transcript has 4 exons.
CCUCCCUCUGGUCGUCUAGCAGUUUAUGAACCUUCAAGGAGUCCUACAAAGACUCAGUGAGUACAAGAUGGCUUCCCAGCAGCUCUGUUUGAGGGUUAUUGGGUUGGCUGCAUUGCUGACACUUACAACUCUCGGAGACGUGUCCAGCGAGAACCGCCUGCAGAAGAUCUUAGUGAAAAGAAAUGUGGCAGAAGCUGAACAUGCUCCAUCCAAGUCUUCGGUUGCCAUCCCUUCGUCUAAGGCCCAAGAGUUCCUGGCCAAGCUGAGCAGAACAAAGAGGAACGUCUGGGAUCGCAGCAGGCCAGACGUCCAGCAGUGGAUUAUGCAGUUUAUGCAAAUGGGAUUUGAUGAACAGAGGCUGGAGGCCGACCUGCAGUACUGGAUGGACCACGCCCGCUCCCACGACCAGGGUCGACAGCAUCACUACGAUGAAAACGCCCCCAUCGGGCCAAGGUCUUCUUACAGGCACGGGGCAAAUGUCAACUACGACUACUAUUAACAUCGCCCACGCACAAGCUGUGAUAGAAGCUAAAGCAAAAAUGAUGGCUAUAAUGCCUGCCAACAUUUUCACAGGAGUCCUGCCAACUUAUUUUGAUUGCAUCCGUCAGUAAAUCCCUGCAAGUGUUUCUGUAUUCCUACAAUAAAUGAAACUGUUCAGCCUCAAGUUUGGGGCACUGGCUUUUAAUAGAAAUAAAGACGAGGUUUGUGCUGA